This is a messenger RNA of Phytophthora sojae, 1260 nucleotides long. RefSeq lists its product as hypothetical. The transcript has a single exon. The record is from RefSeq and is a predicted model, not a curated record. The coding region runs from base 1 to 1260 and encodes 419 amino acids. Gene Ontology annotation, molecular function: protein serine/threonine kinase activity; ATP binding. Gene Ontology annotation, cellular component: cytoplasm; nucleus. Lineage: Eukaryota; Oomycota; Peronosporomycetes; Peronosporales; Peronosporaceae. Gene Ontology annotation, biological process: mitotic DNA damage checkpoint signaling; protein phosphorylation.
AUGCACGCGGUCAUUGGCAUUCGACGCGCGCUGCGAGUGGGUGGCAGCGGCAUGCGAGCGCUACUACUGGCGCGCAAUGCAUUGCACUUGGCAGCGGACUUGGCACUGCCGGCGGAUGCGUUGAAGCUGCAGGAGUCUCAUGUCUGUCCAACGCGUCGCUUCGGCGGUGGCACAGGGGCAGGGGGCUACAGCUGGAGCGCCAAGGAGCUGCUUACUAUUGGAGUCGCGGUUAGUGCCAUGGCGGCAAUUGCUGGUGGCGAAGCGAUGUGCGAAGCGUUGGAUGGAGAGCACGAGGACAAUGGAGAGGACGACUCGGUGGCCCGACGCAAAAACUGCAACUUGUGUCACAACAGCGACGACAACGACACCAUGUCCAUGUACUUCGACGCUGAGUACGAACCGAAGAAGCUGCUGGGUUGCGGCACGUUUGGCGUGGUGAUGCAGUGCGUGCACAAGGAGACUGGGCGCGUGGCAGCAGUGAAGAUGGUGCAGGACAUUGCAGGCAACCAGGAGGAGGUGGAACGCGAGAAAGAGGCGCUGGAAAGGUUGGAACGCGCCGGUGGGCAUGAAAAUAUCGUCGGGUAUGAAGGCUCGUACUAUCACAACGACUUCCACUACAUUGUGCUGGAGUACGUUGCGGGCAUUUCGCUGCACUCCUUUGUCGAGAAACACAGCACCCUGGACGCCACGUGGGCGCUGAAACUCGUCUCGCAGCUGGCCAGCGCACUGCAGUUCAUGCACGACGCCGAUGUCAUCCACCGCGACCUCAAACCCGAGAACGUCAUGGCGCUAGUCAACUGUGACAGCAAAGGCCGCAGCACGCGCGGGGAUGCCAAUGAGAACGAGGACGUCACGCUCAAGAUCAUCGACUUCGGCUCUGCCGGACGCGCCUCGCAGCCAGAAUCGUCCAAUAAAGCUCGAGCUGCGACUCUAUCAGGAACUCGCUGCUACUGGCCUCCGGAGGUGCUGCAGCUUCAGGGCAUGACGUCCGCAAUGGACAUGUGGGCGCUGGGCUGCAUCCUGUACAUCCUCAUUUCAGGCCGUCAUCCGUUCGACCUCUCGGGUUGUUCCACAGAGGACGAAGUCAUUCAACGCGUCAAGACCGAGCCCGUGCCGUUCGUGCUCCCAGUGUGGCACGACGUCCCUGACGAGACCAAGGAGCUCAUUCGAGGCCUGCUGGAGAAGGACCCGCGCCACCGACUGACAGCGGAUCAAGUGCUCGAGCACCCGGCCAUCGUCGAGGCCACCAAGGAAUUGUAA